This is a messenger RNA of Drosophila grimshawi, 834 nucleotides long. RefSeq names its product ficolin-2. The transcript has 3 exons. The record is from RefSeq and is a predicted model, not a curated record. The coding region runs from base 1 to 834 and encodes 277 amino acids. Lineage: Eukaryota; Metazoa; Arthropoda; Insecta; Diptera; Drosophilidae.
AUGACUGGUGUGGAUGGCCGUCAAAUUAAAAGCGAGGCAGUCAAAUCGAAGGAGUUUCAGAAACAGUUGGAGGAACAAAAGAAAAAUAUUGACCAAAAGAACCAGGAAAUAUCCAAAUUCCAUCAACAGUUGGAGGAACAUAAGAAAUCCAUUGAGGAAAAGAAUCAACAAAUAUCCAAAUUACAAAACGAUGUCAACAAAAGCGAUGUGAAAUUGGAGGACUUAAAGGAGAUUAAUUGCACAUCUUUUGGAGAUGAUCCGGGUGUUCAAAAAAUCAGUUUUUCUCAUUACUCCUUUGAUGUCUUAUGCGACUCGAAGACAGCAGGUCCUGGAUGGACAGUAUCCUGCAGCGAAUCGAUGGUAAAGAAGAUUUCAACAGGAAAUUGGGCAACAUACCGCGAAGGCUUCGGUUCAUUUGAUGGAGACUUCUUCUUGGGCUUGGAAAAGAUCCAUCGCUUGACGAGCUACAAACCCCAUGAACUCUAUAUAUGUAUGAAAUUCGUGAAGCAAAUGACAUAUGCGAGAUAUGAACAAUUUGAAAUUGCUGGCGAAAGCGAUGAAUACCAACUGAGUUUAAGUGGAUUCAGUGGCAAUGUCAGAGAUAUGUUGUCAGCACUUAACAAUAAUAAGAAAUUUUCGACAUAUGAUCGUGAUAAUGAUGGCUGGAAUGAUGGCAAUUGUGCAUUAAAAUACCAUGGUGGAUGGUGGUACCCUAAGUUUUGUGGAAUAAGUAUACUACAUUUACUUUACCAUGACGCAGAGGACUUGAUGGGUUAUAGUAUAGAUUGGAAUAGCCACUUCAAAAAUGUUAAAAUGCUUAUACGCCCAGCAUAA